UGGCACCAGAAAUGGCUACAGCUGGUGCCCUUAAGCUCCCCACUUCAUUACACCAUACCUUACACGCUCUUCCAAGGAUUCCUUUACCCUUUAUAUACCCCCCAUUACAACUCAAAUUUAUCAUAACAAUUCAAAAAAUAAAUUUAUAAAAAUAACAAAUAAUUUUGAAAAAGGAAAUUAAAAUAUAAAAAAAUGGGUGUUUCUUCAAAUGGGGUUUUAGUGAUCAUAGUAAUGGUGGUUGCACUAGCAUUGAGCACCAUUACUAGUGUUAAUGGUGGUGGUAAUUUUGAACAAGAUUUUGAGGUUACAUUUGGUGAUGGUAGGGUUAAAAAGUUUUGGAGAGGACAACUUCUAACCCUUUCUCUUGAUAAGGUUUCGGGUUCGGGUUUUCGGUCUAAGAGGGAGUAUUUGUUUGGAAGGAUUGAUAUGCAACUUAAACUCGUUGCGGGUAAUUCUGCUGGCACUGUCACUGCUUAUUAUUUAUCUUCAGAAGGGAAGACACAUGACGAGAUAGAUUUCGAGUUCUUAGGUAACGUAAGUGGGCAGCCUUACACACUUCACACUAAUGUGUUUACCAAAGGGAAAGGUGAUAGGGAGCAACAAUUCCAUCUUUGGUUCGACCCAACCUUAAAAUUCCACACCUAUUCUGUUGCGUGGACGCCCCGUAUGAUCAUAUUCUUGGUUGAUAAUACACCAAUUAGGGUAUUCAAGAACCAUGAAGCUAGAGGGGUGGGGUUCCCAAAGACCCAACCCAUGAGGAUAUACUCGAGCUUGUGGAAUGCGGACCAAUGGGCUACUCAAGGAGGUCGAGUUAAGACGGAUUGGGCUAAGGCUCCGUUCACGGCUUACUACCGGAACUUUAACGUAAACCCUAACCACGCGGCUGCAACGGCGGCGUUCACCGAUUCAAAGUGGCAAAACCAAGAGUUGAAUGCAUGGAGUAGAAGGAGACUAAGAUGGGUUCAAAAGUAUUUCAUGAUCUAUAAUUAUUGUGCUGAUGCACAAAGGUUUCCUCGUGGUGUUCCUGUUGAAUGCAAGAUGAUGUGAAAAAUGUUUUAUAUAGUUUGGAAAUUAAUUAAUGUUGUUUAAUUUCUUGCAAUUAAUGUUUAGAUUUUUGUACUUAAUGGGUUUAAGUAAAUAAAUUUAAUUCCUCUCA
Spinacia oleracea (spinach) is the source of this 1156-nucleotide messenger RNA. Its product is annotated as xyloglucan endotransglucosylase protein 1. The transcript has 3 exons. Gene Ontology annotation, molecular function: xyloglucan:xyloglucosyl transferase activity; hydrolase activity, hydrolyzing O-glycosyl compounds. Bases 193 to 1047 code for a protein of 284 amino acids. Gene Ontology annotation, biological process: cell wall biogenesis; xyloglucan metabolic process. Gene Ontology annotation, cellular component: apoplast; cell wall. NCBI's taxonomy places the organism in Eukaryota, Viridiplantae, Streptophyta, Magnoliopsida, Caryophyllales, Amaranthaceae. The record is from RefSeq and is a predicted model, not a curated record.